Molecule: messenger RNA, 1518 nt
Organism: Heterobasidion irregulare TC 32-1
Lineage: Eukaryota; Fungi; Basidiomycota; Agaricomycetes; Russulales; Bondarzewiaceae
Exons: 3
Coding region: 1-1518 (505 amino acids)
Biological process (GO): DNA repair; protein ubiquitination; mRNA splicing, via spliceosome
Cellular component (GO): Prp19 complex; cytoplasm; U2-type catalytic step 1 spliceosome
Molecular function (GO): protein binding; ubiquitin protein ligase activity
Source: RefSeq, a predicted model, not a curated record
AUGUUCUUUUGUGCAAUCUCCGGAGAGCCUCCUCAGGACCCUGUAAUCUCUUCCAAGUCCGGACAUGUGUAUGAGAGGCGUCUUAUAGAGAAGUAUAUCACCGAAAAUGGCACGGAUCCCAUCACGGGAGAAAAGUUGGAGGAGGGUGACCUUAUAUCGGUGAAAGCCAGCCCCAAUGCGGCUCCUCCCCGGCCACCCACACACUCGUCCAUUCCUGCACUCCUGACGGCUUUGCAGAGCGAGUGGGACGCCCUUGUACUUGAGACUUUCACCCUCAAGCAACAAUACAACUCGACUCGCCAAGAAUUGAGCUAUGCACUAUAUGCACAGGAUGCUGCUAGUCGCGUUGUGGCGCGUCUCAUGAGAGAACGAGAUGCAGCUAGAGAGGCUCUAGCAACCGUCCAAACGUCUAUAGGCAUCACUCCAGCAGCGCCAGGGGCCGAUGUAGAGAUGGGUGACGAGUCAGCACCCUCAGAAGGCAUCCUUCCUGCAGCCGUCGUCGCCCAGAUUGAUGAGACGCACCAAACGCUCUCCGCCUCUCGCAAGAAACGUAAGGCGCCUGCCGAUUAUGCCACCCCUGCACAGGUCAAGACCUUCACCGCGAAGCACACCAUAUCAUCCCUUCAUUCUGCAUCCCCCGCCGGUAUCACAUCUAUCGCCAUUUCGAGUGCCAAUCCCUCGCAGUUUUUGACCGGUGGGAACGACAAAAUUGUUCAGCUUUACGACCGAAGCACGGACAAGGUGUUGGCGUCACUGAAGGGCCAUACCAAGAAGGUCAAUCAUGUAGCAUUCAGGGAACACGAAGGUGAUCCCACCUUGUUGCUUUCUGCGGGCGCAGACAAGAUUGCUCGUGUUUGGUCUCACGACGCCGCUUCCGACGAGUAUAUCCCCAGGUCGACUAUCAAAACGCACAAAGGCGAUGUUACGGGCUUAGCUGUUCACCCCACGUCGACUCUUCUUGCUCUUGCUUCGCUAGACAAAACUUACUCACUCCACGACCUUACGACCUUCACUCAGUUAUACCGCUCUUCAGCAGCCGAGGAAUCAUUCUCGUCCUUGGACGUCCACCCUGAUGGGACCAUUCUUGCCGUUGGUACACCUACGUCCACCAUCCAGAUAUUUGACAUCCGGUCCGGGGACGUUGCAGCAACCCUUGUUGCUCCCGAUAGCACACCGUUCACAGUGAACACUCUCAGCUUCUCGGAGAAUGGUUAUCAUCUUCUCGCCCCCGACUCUCUCUCGUCUGUGGGCAUAUGGGAUCUGCGCAAACAAAAGCUUGGACAUUCGAUCCCGCUUGGAGAUAAUUUCAAAGUCAACAAGGUCGUGUACGACUACAGCGCGCGUCUCCUCGGUGUUGCAGGCAAUGAGGGUGUUCGCGUAUAUGCACAUAAGACGUGGGAAGAGCUGGCGAGGUUUGAAGAGGGAGGUGAGGCAUCUGAUUUGGUGUUCGGAUCCAAGAGCUUGGAGAUCUGGGGUACUAGUGGCAGGGAGGUUAGAAUUUGGGGCUUGUCCGAGUAA